Helobdella robusta is the source of this 537-nucleotide messenger RNA. RefSeq lists its product as hypothetical. The transcript has 5 exons. The coding region runs from base 1 to 537 and encodes 178 amino acids. NCBI's taxonomy places the organism in Eukaryota, Metazoa, Annelida, Clitellata, Rhynchobdellida, Glossiphoniidae. The record is from RefSeq and is a predicted model, not a curated record.
AUGAAAAAUCCUGAUAUGGCAUCUGAAACCCUGACAAUAAGAGAAAACGCCGAUGAAGAACCAACUCAGAGUCUCGCGAAGAAACUUGAACUAGUAGGAAAACUACAUGGGUUUCAUCAGACGAGCAAAAAGCAGGUUCGACUACAUAAUAACUCGAAAAAAGUGGCUGACCUUGAUAAAGAAAACUAUUUUUGCCUCUGGAGCGCUGCUUACAUUGGUGCUGGGAACACUGCCUCACAGCGCAUAAGUUUGAAUGUAGACAUGAUCGUAAUGCCUCAGAUAAAUAAUGCUAAACAACAACAAAAGUACAACACCACAACAGUCCUACACCAUUUGAUCGAGACCUUCCACGUGGUAGAAGAUACUGGGUUGGAUGGUCUCCCACCAGGCUCCUUCCAACUCAUCACGCUACAUACAGAAUCACCAUAUGACGCAGCUACACAACUCCAUCACACAAUACUCCCAUCAAGAACACCAGCCUACGAUUUACCACCGGCCACAACGCCAUGCGAUUGUAGGCCAGGCUUCAGUCUUUGA